AUGCCGGCCAUGGCUCUCAGCAUGACCCAGCCAGCACCGGCUGGCCCACAGAAGCAUCGGGCCUGUGAUGAGUGCCGAUCCCGCAAGAUCGCCUGCUCCAAGGAGCCCAACGGCUGCGAUCGCUGCCUGAAAGACGGCCACCCGUGCGUCUACUCGGCCCAGAAGCCCAUGGGACGCCCCCGAAAGCGGCGGCAUGCGGAGACGGACGACGGCUCGGCAGCCUUUUCUGUUCGCCUUCCGGGUUCUGCGCCUGCUACCGCUGCCUCCUCGCAGCCAGCGUCCUUACUCGGGUCUGUCCCGAGUUUCGUUUCGUCCUUUGCUCCAGCUCCACCAGCUCUGACUGCUGCUGCUCCUGCUACUGCGGUCACUGCUGCUCUUUCUCAUGCGCCAUCCGUUUCGAUUCCCACUUCAACUUCAGCUCAUCUUCCGCCAUUUCCUCUCUUUGCCGCUGCGAAUCACGACGAAGCUGCGUUACAGCCACUUGUUGAUGCUGGCCAUUUCCAUAGUCAGCACCACCUUCACAAUGCCACUGCUCACCAUCACAACCAUCACCAGCACGCUGCACCGACGCCAUUUCCAGUUUCGGAUCUCAUGGGCACAUCCCUACAGCUUGACACGCUCGACCUUGGCCACCUGCUGCUACCCGACCAGGGUCUUGCCAGUCUUGAUGUUAUGGGGAUGAAUUCCAGUGUGCAGGCCACACGCUUGCAACCGCAGAGCCAGGAAUUGUUCGAUGGCGGGGUCACGUCUGCCAUGGCUCUGAGACAGCCUGGUUUCUUCCAGGGCCUUGACUUUGGAGACAGCAGCGAGGCCAUUGAUGCCUUGCCCAAAGCCUCCAACGACUAUCAGCAGAAAUGGACUCCUCGAUAUGAGCAGCUUCCAGCACUUAGCGACUCCAGCCCAAGCAGCCAUUCCUCCAACUGCUUCGAAUCAUCGGACCCUACCAGCGCGGAUACGACGACCUCGGCAUCGGAAUCAUCAGCACCCACCCACUGCACUUGUGUCUCCUUGAUCUCUACAACGAUGCCCUCGCUGAUGUCACUCCCGGCUGAUACCUUGUCCGCGAUACGCGUCGCCCGCGAGGCCACACGAUUGGCACAUGAUACUCUCAACUGCCGUCAAUGCUAUUCGGACAUGUAUGAUCUCUCAAAGACUGUACCCGCCUCUCGCGUUCAGAGUUCCGUGUACCUCGGGGUGUUCGUUCGCACGGCCUGCAAUGCCUAUAAGUCGAUCUUGGCUAUGAUUGACAGAGACGCUGAGAGGGCCAAAAAAGACGGGAAGCUCAUACACUUCAGCCUCCAAGAAGUGGGCGGGAUAUUGGCGCGCUUCAUGGACGCGGGUAGGGAUUGUACCUCUGUCGAUUACGCACUGCUCAAGUGCUAUAACAACAAAUCGCUGCAGCCCGAAAUCUGGCGGACCAACAUGCGAGCCAUCAUCAAGGUUGAUGUUUAUGGAUCCAACCACCUGGCAACAUUUGGUUGGCUGGACCGCAGCAUAGACUCGCACGACUACCUCUAUCGAGGGUUGAACGAUGUCAUCCUGUUACUCGACGAGAGGAACAACAAAAGACACGACAUGGCGGAUUCUCUGAUGCAGGCGUGCUAUGGCCACGCAGCGCAACCAAUGUCAUGCCAGCGCCGCCAGCAGAGACAUUGCGUGUCUAUGCUUGAUGAAGCGAGAAUGGAAAUGAGUAGUUUGGUGAUAUCAUAG
Trichoderma citrinoviride is the source of this 1710-nucleotide messenger RNA. RefSeq lists its product as hypothetical. The coding region runs from base 1 to 1710 and encodes 569 amino acids. Gene Ontology annotation, molecular function: DNA-binding transcription factor activity, RNA polymerase II-specific; zinc ion binding. The transcript is spliced from 2 exons. Gene Ontology annotation, biological process: regulation of DNA-templated transcription. NCBI's taxonomy places the organism in Eukaryota, Fungi, Ascomycota, Sordariomycetes, Hypocreales, Hypocreaceae. The record is from RefSeq and is a predicted model, not a curated record.